UGUGCAAGUAUUUUCGGGACUUGAACACGGUCAACGGUAGAAGGAAGGCAUUCGAAAAAAUACACCGGCAGUCAAGAUGGCAGGAAAUUUAACUAAAAUCGGUAAAGUGCUUGGACAACUAAGCACUUCGUCUACUAAAGUAUGCGCCCCUGCUGUUGCCACUCAAAACCGCAACUAUGGAACUGGAAAGAGGAUUGAAGUUGCACGCCCAAUUGUCGACCUUGAUGGUGAUGAGAUGACUCGCAUCAUCUGGGAAAAAAUCAAGGAAACUCUGAUCUUUCCUUACUUAAAGAUUGAGUGCCUCUACUACGAUCUUGGACUUCCCUACCGUGACCAGACUGAUGACCAAGUCACCUUCGAUGCUGCUUAUGCCAUCUUGAAACACAAUGUUGGCAUUAAGUGUGCUACCAUCACUCCUGAUGAACAGCGUGUUGAAGAGUUCAAGUUGAAGAAGAUGUGGCCCAGCCCGAACGGAACCAUCCGCAAUAUCUUGGGAGGCACCGUUUUCCGUGAGCCCAUCCUGUGCAAAACUAUCCCUCGUCUGGUGCCCGGCUGGACUCAACCCAUUUGCAUUGGUCGUCACGCUUUUGGUGACCAGUACAAGGCCACCGAUUUCGUCGUUCCUAAAGCUGGCUCAGUCGAACUAGUCUUCAGUCCAAAAGAUGGAUCUCCUCCUAUCCACUACCCCAUGUAUGAAUUCAAAGCUGGCGGUGUUGCUAUGGGAAUGUACAACACUGAUGAAUCUAUUACUGCUUUCGCCCACUCGAGCUUCCAGAUGGCCAUUAGCAAGAAGUACCCGCUGUACAUGUCUACCAAAAACACAAUCCUUAAGCGAUAUGAUGGUCGAUUCAAGGAUAUCUUCCAAGAAAUCUAUGAAAAGACAUACGAGCCCGAAUUCAAGAAACUUGGCAUCUGGUACGAACAUCGCCUGAUCGACGACAUGGUUGCCCAAGGAAUCAAGAGCUCAGGUGGCUUCGUCUGGGCCUGCAAGAACUACGAUGGUGAUGUCCAGUCUGAUGUUGUUGCUCAGGGUUAUGGAUCUCUUGGCUUGAUGACAUCUGUUCUUAUCUGCCCGGAUGGCAAGACCGUCGAGUCUGAAGCCGCCCACGGAACUGUUACACGCCACUACAGAGAACACCAAAAGGGUAAAUCCACGUCUACCAACCCCAUUGCUUCCAUCUUCGCAUGGACUCGUGGUCUAGAACAUCGUGCUAAGCUCGACAACAACCCAGAGCUUGCCCGAUUUUCUCAGUUGCUCGAGAAGUCUUGCGUCGAUGUCGUUGAUUCCGGAAAGAUGACUAAGGAUCUUGCCAUUUGCGUAUACGGUAUGAAAGAAACCAAGGAAGGAAUGUAUUUGAACACGAUGGACUUCCUUAAUGCAAUUUCUGAUGAUUUGAGCAAGAAAAUGUCAAGCUAAACUUGCCACCUAUUUUCCAGCUGCUGGUACGUUUAGUAUCUGUGCAACGUCCCUCCACUUAUUGUUGUGUAGGCCAAAGCAAUACACAUCCAUAUUGUGUACAUCGCUGUUAUCGAUUCAUUGGUGAGGAAGCCAUGUAAACAGCAUUGUUUAUAAAUUUUUAGAAUAAUAUACUGAACAUUGUAUAGGUA
This is a messenger RNA of Daphnia pulicaria, 1608 nucleotides long. Its product is annotated as isocitrate dehydrogenase [NADP], mitochondrial-like. Gene Ontology annotation, cellular component: mitochondrion. Gene Ontology annotation, biological process: isocitrate metabolic process. Lineage: Eukaryota; Metazoa; Arthropoda; Branchiopoda; Diplostraca; Daphniidae. The record is from RefSeq and is a predicted model, not a curated record. The transcript is spliced from 8 exons. Gene Ontology annotation, molecular function: NAD binding; magnesium ion binding; isocitrate dehydrogenase (NADP+) activity. Bases 77 to 1417 code for a protein of 446 amino acids.